Haemonchus placei is the source of this 1398-nucleotide messenger RNA. The record is from the annotation of a GenBank genome assembly. Lineage: Eukaryota; Metazoa; Nematoda; Chromadorea; Rhabditida; Trichostrongylidae.
AUGUGGACUACAGAAACUUUUCAUUUGAGACCAGCGGACCUGGAAACGCCAAGUACCGAACAGACAUCAAAUACCAACAUAUCCAGCAGGAAGCCGAAAGCAUAUAAAUUUGCUCCACGAGGACGUCCAGCGUUUUUUGUCGAAGAAUUACUGUCAAACAGUGGGAUCUCAAUUGCCGAGCGACUGGAAUGCCACGCGGACAGGACAGCAUCGCCCAAAGUGAUACUAUCAUGGAACGCUGGGCAUACCCAGGACAAUCUCGACGGAUGUCCUGAAUGGAAUUGUAAAUUAACUAACGACAGAAAGGAAAUGAGGAACGCGGAUGCAGUGCUAAUGGCUCGCCAGGAUCAAAGUUUCAAGCGUAGAAGUGACCAGUACAUCGUUUUUUUCAGUCAGGAAUCACCAGUGAACUAUAGGUUUGAAGUGCCAUUUCCUGACUAUUUCAACAUGUCACUAGGAUUCCGCCACGAUACUCCUACCUCAUCCCCUUACGGAUACACAGUCAAACUAGCUCCCAGUUCGAGACCUCAAGGCGAGUUGGUCAGCAUGUCACGGGUGAAUGGUAAGACCAAAGGUGCUGCUUGGUUUGUUUCGCAUUGUGGCACGAACAGCAAGAGGGAAGUAUACGUGCAAGAUUUGACGGUAUGUAGCUUUCUUGGAAGUACUGAAGGAAGAGAUCUUACUUUUUCUCCACUGUCAUGUGAAUAUCAAACUUUAGGCGUUACCUUUUUAAAUUCCAAGAAAUACUUCCCUGUGGACAUUUAUGGCCGCUGCGGACGGUUGAACUGUGCUCGUGGUGGAAAAUGUGAGAACAUGCUAGAUAGAGAUUACCAUUUCUAUGUCGCUUUCGAGAAUUCGAUCUGUAAGGAUUAUAUCACCGAGAAGCUAUGGAAUCAGGGUUAUCAACGAGAUAUUGUGCCUUUAGUAUUGAAGCGAUCGUUGGUGGAACCGUUUGUACCACCGAAUUCUUUCAUAGCCGCUGAUGACUUCAAUAACACAGAGGAGCUGGCUACCUACCUCCAUUACCUCAUGAAAAACAAAACUGCCUAUGCUGAGUACUUUGCUUGGAGACGUGAAUAUAAAGUUGUUUUUCUAAAUGGAAAAUAUCAUGAUGCACUAGAACGCCCGUGGGGAUUCUGCCAGCUUUGCCGACUUCUAUGGGAGAAACCACGACCAGCAUUCUCCAUCAGUGGUGAGGAUUUCUUAGUGGACAUGAACAAUUUGGCAUUAUGCCACUCAUCGGGCUUUCCCGAGUCACUUCUCAAUCGAGUUCCCAUUUCAGGAGUCUCUGUAGUGGAACUAUCACGUUUAGGAAAGUCACAUUUCGCUGUUCGGGUUGUUAAUGUUGUUUUCUGUGAUACAUCUAGUCACUUGAUCAUUUCUUUCGAAGAUUUUUAA